This is a messenger RNA of Pseudocercospora fijiensis CIRAD86, 504 nucleotides long. RefSeq lists its product as uncharacterized. The record is from RefSeq and is a predicted model, not a curated record. The transcript has 6 exons. Bases 1 to 504 code for a protein of 167 amino acids. Lineage: Eukaryota; Fungi; Ascomycota; Dothideomycetes; Mycosphaerellales; Mycosphaerellaceae.
AUGCCUCAGGCAGGGCUUGGCGCUUGGCGGGGUGACUUGAAGAGCUGCAACUUAAAUCCAGCCCGACUAAAUUCAAUCAAAUUCAAUGAGGUCCAAGGUCUGCUCUGCUACUGUCUCUAUCGUAUUCUUGAAAUCAGCAAAACCCUAGUAAUCUUCUUCUCAAAGGAGAGCCCGAAUAUCAGCCCGAGCAUGGCAAAAUUCUUCGCUGCUUUCCGGCCCUCAAUAAUCAGAGCAAAUCUCGCCAACUGCAUUAACGUCGGCCAGAAACUUUCAGUACGCUUUGCUUGGCUUCUCCAUGUCGCCGACCUUGUUGAUGAAGUCGGUAAAUCUAGUCAGGGAAUAUUCCUAUCCGUCGUCCUUGCAGUGAAAGCUGGUGAAUCUCAUCAAAUGGCUCGCCGGUGCGAACUUGGUUCCCGUCGAGUCGGACGGCUGAGCUCACGGCAGAGCAAGUGCUUCGGCGGCGAAUGUGGAAAGAGUAAUCAAUUGCAUAUUGGUUGGACUUGA